This is a messenger RNA of Odocoileus virginianus texanus, 1455 nucleotides long. RefSeq names its product cyclin dependent kinase 4 (gene CDK4). Gene Ontology annotation, cellular component: cytoplasm; nucleus; cyclin-dependent protein kinase holoenzyme complex. Lineage: Eukaryota; Metazoa; Chordata; Mammalia; Artiodactyla; Cervidae. The record is from RefSeq and is a predicted model, not a curated record. Gene Ontology annotation, molecular function: ATP binding; cyclin-dependent protein serine/threonine kinase activity; cyclin binding. Gene Ontology annotation, biological process: regulation of G2/M transition of mitotic cell cycle; regulation of gene expression; signal transduction.
CUCCGAUUUCCGCGCGCCUCUUUGGCAGCUGGUCACAUGGUGAGGGUGGGGGUAAAGGGGGCCGCUCUAGCCUGCGGCCUGUGUCUAUGGUCGGGCCCUUAGCGUCCAGCUGCCCAGGACAGACCUCGAGUGUAUGGCGCUGCAGGAACCGGCUCCGGGGUCCGGGUAACGGGCCGACCCCGCAGCUCCUGACACGGGGCGAGGCUCUCCUCUGGCCUGAGAAUGGCUACCUCCCGAUAUGAGCCAGUGGCUGAAAUUGGUGUCGGUGCCUAUGGGACAGUGUACAAGGCCCGUGACCCCCACAGUGGCCACUUUGUGGCCCUCAAGAGUGUAAGAGUCCCCAAUGGAGGAGGUGCUGGAGGGGGCCUGCCCAUCAGCACCGUUCGGGAGGUGGCCUUACUGCGGCGCCUGGAGGCUUUUGAGCAUCCCAAUGUUGUCAGGCUCAUGGAUGUCUGUGCAACAGCCCGGACUGACCGGGAGACCAAAGUGACCCUGGUGUUUGAGCAUGUGGACCAAGACCUCAGGACGUAUCUGGACAAGGCACCCCCACCAGGCUUGCCAGUGGAGACCAUAAAGGAUCUGAUGCGCCAGUUUCUAAGAGGCCUGGAUUUCCUUCAUGCCAACUGCAUUGUUCACCGAGACCUGAAGCCAGAGAACAUUCUGGUGACAAGUGGUGGGACAGUCAAGCUGGCUGACUUUGGCCUGGCCAGAAUCUACAGCUACCAGAUGGCACUUACCCCUGUGGUUGUUACACUCUGGUAUCGCGCUCCAGAAGUCCUGUUGCAGUCUACAUAUGCAACACCCGUGGACAUGUGGAGCGUUGGCUGUAUCUUCGCAGAGAUGUUUCGUCGAAAGCCUCUCUUCUGUGGAAACUCUGAAGCUGACCAGUUAGGCAAAAUCUUUGACCUGAUCGGACUGCCCCCAGAGGAUGACUGGCCCCGAGAUGUGUCUCUGCCCCGAGGAGCCUUUUCCCCCAGAGGGCCCCGGCCAGUGCAGGCGGUGGUCCCUGAGCUGGAGGAAUCUGGAGCACAGUUGCUGCUGGAGAUGCUGAGUUUUAACCCACACAAGCGAAUCUCCGCCUUCCGAGCGCUGCAGCACCCUUAUCUACACAAGGCAGAAGGUGACGCAGAGUGAGCAGCGGAAUGGCUGGAACAGAACCAAGGCGAGAGACCACCAAAUUUCCCUUCCUUUGAACACUUGAGUGGAGAGCCCCCCCACUGAGAAGGCAACCUCUGCCUUCACCUCUGAAGCUGUGGCGGCGACUCCAACUUUUUACAGACGAUAUUUUACUGCCUUAACGACAUUCCCCUCCCACCUUUCUGAGGCUUAUCCUUAUCCUGUGUCCUUACACCAAGGGGUAUGUCCCUUGUGCUCCCCUUCUUUAUACCUUUAUAUUGGGAUCCUUUUUUAUACAGGACAAACAAAACAAAGAAAUAAUGGUCUUUUUUUUUUUUU